Carya illinoinensis is the source of this 1800-nucleotide messenger RNA. RefSeq names its product brassinosteroid-related acyltransferase 1. Lineage: Eukaryota; Viridiplantae; Streptophyta; Magnoliopsida; Fagales; Juglandaceae. The coding region runs from base 189 to 1598 and encodes 469 amino acids. Gene Ontology annotation, molecular function: acyltransferase activity, transferring groups other than amino-acyl groups. The record is from RefSeq and is a predicted model, not a curated record. The transcript has 3 exons.
AAAUCAUUCUUAUGUAAGUAGUGACUUAAAGAAAUCCAAAGAGAGACAUAGGGUUAUCCAAAGAGAAACAUAGGGUUGGCUUCUAGGAAUCUAAGCUUUUCUCUUUAUAUUUAGAAAGCCCUUUCUUUCAUGAUCUGUGUCUAUCUCGCAUUAAUCCAGAAACAUUAGAGCAGAAAAACACAAUAUUCAUGGGCACCCAACUUGCAAAUGAUCAAACAGUUGCCAUAACAAAGAGCGUGUCUGUGCAUCCCAAAUAUGUGCGCCCCCAGAAAGUUUUGAACCUCUCAAACUUGGACAGGCAGUGUCCAAGCCUUAUGUACACGGUUUCCUUUUACAAACCAUCUCCUUCUUACAAACAUUUGUCGCUUGAUUUUGUUUUUAACAGCUUGAAAUCUGGCCUGGAGGAUACCUUGUCGGUUUGGUACCCGGCAGCAGGUAGGUUGUGCCUGAACCAAAACGAUGGAAAGCUCGAUAUCUGGUGCAAUAAUAAGGGUGCAUUUUUAGUUGAGGCAGUGACGCAGAUUAAAAUCUCAGAGCUUGGAGACCUCUCUCAGUACAAUAAGUUCUUUGAGAAAUUGGUUUACAAGCCUCAUUCUUUUGGAAACUUCUCCCAGAUGCCGCUGGUUGUUGCUCAGGUUACCAAGUUUGGUUGUGGUGGCUAUUCAAUUGGUAUCGGUGUGAACCACUCGUUGUUUGAUGGACCUGCCACCCAUGAUUUCUUGAACGCAUGGGCUUCUAAUUCUGCUAUUAUGGAAGGAAAAGGAAGAGUUGAGCAGCAAAAACCACUGCAUGAGAGAGGGUCGACACUAAUGGUGGUCACCAACUGUCCAGCCCCAAAUAUGACUACAAAGUUAUCUGAAAAAUCAAGCUCGAGUAGGAAGAAGGCUGCAGCCAUAGAUCAUCUGUACCAGUUGAUAAUGCAAGCAGCUACUGAUCAAAGUCUUUCUGAUCAUGUGGGGUUCAUGAAUCAAAAUGGUUACCUUCUUAGGACCUUUCAUCUAAGCAGUGCAAUGAUAGAAAGCUUGAAGAGGAAAGUCUCGGGUAAGAGAGGGGGCAGCUUUUCAUGCUCAUCCUUUGAGGUGGUUGCAGCUCACCUGUGGAAGGCAAGGAGCAGGGCUUUGGGACUGAGGAGGGAAACUAUGGCGUGCUUGCAAUUUUCUGUCGACAUAAGGAACAGGAUGGUGCCGCCACUGCCAAAAGGUUUCAGCGGCAAUGCUUAUGUACUUGCCUCAGUUGCAUUGACGGCAGGAGCAUUAGAGGGAGAAAGCCAUGAAAGGAUAGUUGAGAAAAUAAGGGAAGCCAAAAACUCAAUAAGCAAUGAGUACGUGUAUGCAUAUGUUGAGGCACUCGAAGGUCCAAGACCUUCUGAUCUCCCUCCUCUAAAGGAGUUAACCAUGCUUUCUGAUUGGACCAGGAUGCCAUUUCACAAGAUUCCUUUCUUACAUGGAGAAGCAGCUUAUGCAUCUCCACUGGUUGCUCCAGUCCCACAGGUUGCUUACUUUAUGCAGAAUCCUGAUGACGAUAAGGGCAUUGAUUUAAGGAUUGGUUUGCUUCCACACUGCCUCAAAUCCUUCUCCGAGUAUUUCCUCAAUGUGUAAUAAAACCUCUCUCUCUCUCUCUCUCUCUCUCUCUCUCUCUCUCUCUCUCUCUCUCUCUCUCUCUCUCUCUCUCUCUCUCUCAUUUCGUUACUUAUCUCUUGGUGGUUUGGUGUAAUUAAGUGGUCUGUUAAAAAGGCUAAUGAUGAGUUUGUUCAAAAACUAGUUUCUCAUAUAUACAUGAUGAAAACGUCGUUUGGCAAGA